ACAGACAGGGUUAGUCUGUGUUGCAUUCCCAGAUUGGAUCUUAGCAGAUGUGUGCAGAUAAAUCAUGUGAGAAAGAAUGAAACUAGAGGACAGAUUCAGAGCACAGAGCAAGAAAGUCAUUUUUUCAGUGCAGAAACAGAGCGUAUGAUAAACCUGGAGGAUGCCUGCCUAAAAAAAAAAAUUCAAGCUCUGCAAAAGGUCGGACAGACAUGCACAGGUGUUGCAAGAGAGAGAUAAGCGAGAGAGAAGAGAAAGAGACAAGAAGGAAAGAGGAGAGGAGGAGGAAGCCAGUGGGGGGAGUGAAACGAGGUGUAGGAGGAGACUGGACUUGCUGCAGAAGGAAAAAGGAGUCGGAGAGCAAUUCCAAAACAGCUGUCCAGCAGACGUCCCAGUCGUCAGAAGUGUAGCCCCCAGAGGCGGAUACAGAAGACAGGACAGUGUCAACAAGCCACAGGAGCAGCACUGCAGCAUACACACACAUAAAGACACACACUUCACCCUGAGAAGAGGAGGCAUCUCUGAUGAGGAUUCAGAUCUCGCCAUCCAAACAACCGAGGUAAAAUAUGAAGAGAUCACCUGCUGUGGCCUGAACGCACAGUCUAACAACCGUAUGGACCUGGAUAGGGCACUCGCUUGGGCUUUCUGAAGAAACUUCUGACACUCAGCUGCCGUGAAAAUUCUCUGUGUGAAGCCAACGAGGUCAUUCAUCAAAAAAGUGUUCAUCUGUUGAAGAUCCCCAGUCCUGACUGGAGAGCCAUUGUCAGAUCGAUGCAACAAUUAUUUUUGGAGUCCUGCAAGUGGCGUGUGUUUCUGAGAAUGUAACGGAAGCUCCUCUCCAGGGGAACCAUAACGUUCAGACCUGACAGCAUUUUCAUCCACCUUAUCCUACAUAUCUGACACAAUCUCCAAAGAAGCAGCCAUGCCAGCAAAAGCACCCAUUUACCUGAAGCCUACUAACAGCAAGAAGGGAAAAAAAUGUCGGCUGCGAGACAUUUUGUCUCCUGACAUGAUCAGCCCACCACUUGGGGACUUUCGCCAUACCAUCCACAUUGGCAGAGGUGGAGAGAGAGAUGCCUUUGGAGACAUGUCGUUCCUUCAGGGAAAGUAUGAGCUACUACCUGGAAAAAGGGAUGUCCACCCUCAUUAUGGUAACCAUAGUGACUAUUUGCGAGCACACAGCACAGGUGAUGCUUCCUUCGCUGAGACUCCCUCACCAGUUCUCAAGAAUGCAAUCUCACUCCCAACCAUCGGUGGCAGCCAGGCCCUCACCCUCCCACUCAUCUCCUCCACGGUUUUCCCAUUGCCACCAGAUCCACUGGAAGAAUUAAUGAGUCCAUCAUCUCCUUUGAAAGCUAAAAACCCUGAUGAGGUUGAGAUCCUGCAGAUGGAUGCCCUGCUGCAGUCCAUGGAUGUCUUCGACAGUGAGCCUUCGUCCCCUUUUACAGAUCACCAGUCAAAACCUGACGUCCUUUUAGAUCUGCUGGAAAACUCAAACAAGUCGACCUUGAAGGAGGUUGCCAAAGCUAACAAAUUUAACAAGAGUGAUGGCAGAUUUGACAAGCCAUCAUCCUAUUACAUCAAUGGUCACACCGACAGCUUACGCAAAGCUAACGGAAGCUUAAACAGCAACUUAAGCAGUGACAGCUGCGACAGCUUUGACAAUAAAGAUGACUUCCAGAAUAACAUCUGCAACCAAAACAGAAGUCUCAGCAGCAACGGUUAUGGAUACUUUAACAAUGACAUUGCCCUCAGCUUUAAGCAGGAGCUCGCUAAGUGCAGUAAAGACUGGGUGGACAGGGACAGUGGUGUAGAGGAGGGCCGCAUAAGUGAUUUUGAGUUUGAGUUUUGCAAGGAGAAGAGCACCUCGCAGAGUUCCCUUACCCAGAUCACGGGGUCGCUCCUCUCUCUCGAAUUGGAUCUGGGCCCAUCCAUCCUGGACGAUGUGCUCAACAUAAUGGAUAAACCUGCAGCAAAGAGCCGGCCUUAAGCUGCAUUCUGGCCUUUCAGAUGAAUAAGGGAAUUGUUAAAAUAUAGCCAUGAGGGGAGAAAGACUUAUGAGUAAUCAAAAUGGUGUCUGGAUAUAUCAUUGAGAUGAAAAUUAGCUACAGUAGACAAAGCUGCUUAUGUUUUUAUUGUAAAAACUUAUAACUAUUCAAGCUUCCAUCGAGUCUUUAUUUUUUUUCCUUUGCUUUGUUUGCCAUCCCAGCAGCAUGCCCAUGAUGCACGUGCUUUUUGUGUUACAGCUACAUCACCUCCACUGUGCCUUUGCUUUUCAGCUACCUUAAACAUUUUACAUGAUGAGUUGAUGUUCUCAUAUUGACCUCCAGUGUGCAAACACGAUGAAUUUGAGUCACUUGGCUCUUUUACACGAUUCUCAGACUCGGAGAACAUAAAACAUUUUACGACUUUGAGUUUAUUUCACAAAGCACUUUUUUGUUCAUCACAUGGUUCGUUGCCCAAAUAACAAUUUCACAUAACACUAUGCAUAUUUGUUUUUUUGACAUUGUGACACAAAUAAAUUAAUUUUUCCUAUUGA
This is a messenger RNA of Girardinichthys multiradiatus, 2536 nucleotides long. It is a transcript of the gene cdc42ep3, whose product is annotated as CDC42 effector protein (Rho GTPase binding) 3. The transcript is spliced from 3 exons. Bases 920 to 1987 code for a protein of 355 amino acids. The record is from RefSeq and is a predicted model, not a curated record. NCBI's taxonomy places the organism in Eukaryota, Metazoa, Chordata, Actinopteri, Cyprinodontiformes, Goodeidae.